CUCCUCAGUACCCUAGGACAGAGCUCGAGGCUGGUCGGGGCUAGUCGAGCUGGAAUCCUGGGGCUGCAGGCCUUUCGAGGAAACACCUGCGGAGCGCGCCGCCAGAGCCUGAGAGAACCGGGUUCCCAGGUACGCAGAAUUGGGACUGUUGGUUUGUCCCACUCUCUCCCGCGCGGGGCUCCUCCCCGUGAGGUAUUGCCUAGUUCCCCUGGUGUAAAGCGGGCGCCUUGCAGUCAAAAUCCUGGUUGCGGACUUGGGAGGUUCCGUCGCAUUCUGCCGGAGGGAGGCGCUCUGCAGAGGAGAAACCUUGGCGGGACUUUCAUCCAUUUUUAAUUUAUUUUUGUUUAUGGUGUAAGAAGUUUCAUUCUACUGCAUGCUGCCAUCCAAUUUUCCCAGCACCAUUUGUUGAAGAGAUUGUCUUUUUUUUCCAUUGGAUAUUCUUUGCUGCUUUCUCGAAGGGUAGGAAAAGGACCUGUGCUGAGAAGAUGAGUCUCAAGGUUGAUUUGGAAACAAACUUUGCUGAAUGUGUCUUAAAUGCAGGAAAGAUCAUCCUUGGGGAUACACAAAGGAAAGAAAUGAAUCCUGAAUUGCGGAAAAAACAGAGGGAAAACAUCUUGAAAGCAAUAUGUGCUCUGCUGAAUUCUGGUGGCGGAGUGGUCAAGGCUGAGAUUGAGAACAAAGACUACAAUUAUGAAAUCCAUGGAGUAGGCCUGAUGAUGCCUUCAAUUUUUAAAGACUAUUUAGAUGAGAUGCAGCAGGGAGAACUCUUUUUGAUUUUUGUGAGAUCCUGGAACGCAGAUGCCUCUGGUGUACGAAUCGCUACCUUGUGCUCCAAUUUGCACUAUAGAUACAGAGCAUCUACUGAUGUCAUGGAUUCUAAGGAAGCAUUGGCAUUCCUCAAAGGGAAAACUCAGACUCUUAGGAAUACUGAUUCCAGUUCAUUAAGUCCACACAAAGUUCAGGUUGGUGUGCGAAACGAGUAUAACAUAAGGGCCUCAGCUGCUGCUGUAUUCGCUAGAACUCAGCUUCAGUACCUAGAAAAGCUCAACUUUACUAAUUCCCUCCACGUUGAAUUUAAAAUGUUCUCAACAGAGGAGUCACAGUGCUUUCACGAGAGUCUCCCCAGUUGUGUUUCUGCAUUUGCAAACACUGAAGGAGGGUAUAUAUUUUUUGGUGUGCAUGAUGAGACCCAUGAAGUCAUUGGAUGUGAAAAGGAGAAAAUAGAUUUUGACAUGUUGAAGGCUUGUAUUGAUUCCUGUAUUAGGAAUCUCCCUGUCCAUCAUUUCUGUACACAGAAGCAUGAGAUAAAAUAUGCUGUCAAAUUCCUUGAAGUACACAAUCAGGGGAUCCUCCAUGGAUAUGUCUGUGCAGUCAAGGUGGAACAAUUUUGCUGUGCAGUGUUUUCCAAGAUGCCCAGUUCCUGGCAGGUGAAGGACAAUUGUGUGAAACAGCUGGACACGAAGCAAUGGAUAGCUUGGAUGAUGGAAGCCGACCCAGAUCUUUCCAGAUUUUCUGAGAUGGUCCUUGCAUUGAGUUUGUCAUCCACUACACCCCGCAGCAGGACUGUGUGCACUCAUAAGAAUUUUGAAUGUCUGGAAGCACAGCAAAAACGUAUCUUUCCAGUAUUACCAGACAGAAUGGUGUAUACACCAGAAAGCGUCUACAAGGAGCUGUUCUCAACACAUAAAGGACUCAAAAACUUAAUAAAUAAGGAAAUGUGCUCUUUCUCUCAAGGAAUAUUGAUAUUCUCUCGAAGCUGGGCUGUGGACGUGGGUCUGCAAGAGAAGCAGGGAGUCAUCUGCGAUGCUCUUCUGCUUUCCCAGAACAACACCCCACGCCUCUACACUAUCCUCAGCGAGUGGGACCCAAGCUGGAAGGGCUACUCUAGGAAAGUCGCCCGCGUCUUAAAACAGAUGCUGGUGAACACAGGUGGCUACACUGGGAAAUUGUGUAUCACUCCCUUGAUCUUCCUACUGAAUCCUGAUAAUACAGCAACGACUCUUCAUGAUUUGGAUUUGCAAAUUUACCCCAACUCCUAUAACCUUAGGACCACCCAGCACAUGGAAGCUCUGUUACGGUCCCUUGUGAUAGUCUUGCUCGGAUUCCGAUCUUUCUUAAGUGAAGAGAUGGGCUCUGAGGUUUUCAGCCUCCUCACAGAUAAACAGUAUGAGUUGCUUUCAAAGAACAUUCGCAUGACUAGAGAACUGUUUGUUCAUGGCUUACCUGGAUCAGGGAAGACCAUCCUGGCUCUUAGGAUAAUGGAGAAGAUCAGGAAUGUGUUUCACUGUCAACCAGAUGAUAUUCUUUACAUCUGUGAAAAUCAGCCUCUGAAGAAUUUUGUGAGCCAGAGACAUGUCUGCCAGGCAGUGACCCGGAAAACCUUCAUGAAAAAUGACUUCCAAAAGAUUAAGCACAUCAUCAUCGAUGAAGCUCAGAAUUUUCGCACUGAGGAUGGAGACUGGUAUGAGAAGGCAAAAGCCAUCACUCAGAGAAAAAAGGAUUGCCCAGGAAUUCUCUGGAUCUUUCUAGACUACUUUCAGACUACCCACUUGAGCUGCAGUGGCCUCCCUGCUCUCACAGCCCAGUAUCCAAGAGAAGAGCUCACCAGAGUGAUCCGUAAUGCAGAUCCAAUAGCCAAAUACCUACAAGAAGUAAUGCAGGAGGUCAGAGAAAAUCCUCCAUGUAACAUCCCGCCUGCGUCCCUGGAGAUGGUUCAUAAAGCUGAAUGGGCUCAGGGUAUUCCGGGCUACGUGGAGAUUAUGGAGUACUUGGACAUGGAAGAUAUGGUGUUCCAAGUAGCAAAGAAAUGCCACUUUCUCUUUAGGAAUGGUUAUUCUCCCAAGGACGUUGCUGUGCUUUUCAGCAAAGCAAGUGAAGUGGAAAUAUAUAAAGAUAAGCUUCUAAGAGCAAUGAGGAAAAGAAAUACAUCUCAGCUCGAUGGGGAAUCUGAUCUUUUAGUACAGAUCCAAGAUGCAUCGGAUAUCAUGGCCAAUCACAUUGUGUUGGACAGUGUCCGUCGAUUUUCAGGCCUGGAAAGAAACAUCGUGUUUGGGUUCAACCUAACAGCUGAGCCAGAUAUUUUCCAUAAUCUUCUGCUCUGUCUGGCUUCCAGGGCAAAGAAACAUCUCUAUAUUCUGAAGGUUCCUAUUUGACAGGAAGAUCCCAGGCUAAGAAACAAUUAGGUAGCUCUCAUCUCUAGUUAACCAUGAAACUAUUUGAUCUAAACAUUGAAUUAUAGAGUAUUUUAUGAGCACUCACUCUGAGCCAUGUACUCUCCUAGGUGCUGGGGAUCAGGGGUAGGGUAUCAAACUAGGCAGACAAGAUUUCUUCUUUAGGGCAGAGGUAAAUCACAGACAAGUAAACAAAUACAAGUACAAGACAUUUCAGAUAGGGGCACCUGGUUGGCUCAGUUAAGUCUCCAACUGUUGAUUUUGGCUCAGGUCAUGUUGUCAUGGUUUGUGAGAUGGAGCCCUCCUG
Molecule: messenger RNA, 3477 nt
Organism: Prionailurus viverrinus (fishing cat)
Lineage: Eukaryota; Metazoa; Chordata; Mammalia; Carnivora; Felidae
Product: schlafen family member 5-like
Exons: 7
Coding region: 486-3152 (888 amino acids)
Source: RefSeq, a predicted model, not a curated record